ACAGAAAUAGUGUUGUGUUUUGCAGGUGCUGGUGUGCACAGCACUGGCACUCCGUGCCCAAACAGAAGAAUGCUCCCAGCUUAGAGAUAGGCCCACACCAGGAUGAGACCUGCGCAUGGCUCUUCGCUCCACUCCUGCUUCCCCUGCAGCAGGGCAGAGUGGGCCACGUACUCAUGUCAGCAUUGGGAUAGGCUGCACUCUUUGGCCUCUUCCUUAUCGUAACCUGAUGCUUUCCUGGAAGCGCUGGAUCUGCCGUGUGUGCCAUCAAUUUGCUCAGCAGUUUCCUAAGAAUGAGCAGGGGAAAAGCACGAGCAGACAGAGCCAGCAGACUGCUCCCUGUGCAGCCCCCAGCCGCCCCAAAAAGGCGUUUCCCACCGCUCUCAUCACUGUCUUGAUGGUCCGAUACUGCCUGCAAGCUGUAGGCUGGGUCGCAUACCUAAAGAUUGAGACUGGUUGCAAGAGAAUUCUGUAGAAAACAUGGUUUUUGUUUAGAAAAGCUACAUCUGGAUCAAAAAUAAACAUUCCUCGUGUA
Molecule: messenger RNA, 532 nt
Organism: Gallus gallus (chicken)
Lineage: Eukaryota; Metazoa; Chordata; Aves; Galliformes; Phasianidae
Exons: 3
Coding region: 116-472 (118 amino acids)
Source: RefSeq, a predicted model, not a curated record